This is a messenger RNA of Papaver somniferum (opium poppy), 1107 nucleotides long. RefSeq lists its product as uncharacterized. Bases 127 to 1050 code for a protein of 307 amino acids. The transcript is spliced from 2 exons. The record is from RefSeq and is a predicted model, not a curated record. NCBI's taxonomy places the organism in Eukaryota, Viridiplantae, Streptophyta, Magnoliopsida, Ranunculales, Papaveraceae.
AGAUGGUCCAAGAGAGAUUUGUUGUCAAGUCCUAGUGAUUCUCCUUCUUUGGGGAAGGGUAACAAAAAAUCCAUUAGUCAAGUUGGUCGGAAGGUUUCUGGGGUUCGCAAGUUUCAGUAUCAUCCAAUGGGAGAUUUGGCUGCAAACGUGGAACCUGUUGACAAAAGGGUUCAGAACCUGUCACAGCAUGUCAGAGGUAUGGGGCAAGGUUAUUCUGGUUACGGCAGUUCUGCUCAAAUAGUUACUCAGGGGCAGACAUGGUUAAAUCCCACUUCUUCUGUGCAGCCUUCUAGCAGAGGCCAUUGGGACAGUAAAUCUGGUAUAUCUGGUGAAGCGAAUGAAACCUUGCAGCAAAAGAUACCUGCUGGAACAUAUACAGGCACUUCACCAUAUCAAAGACAUCAGGUGCAGCAUCAACAGGUGCAUCACUCUCAGCUGACGGGCAGCGAGUUGAGGGUUCCCGCGGCACCUCUCCCAGUGCUGGAGUCUACACCUGUCUCUAGACCUUCUGCCUCGUUGGGAGUUUCACUGGGUUCAUUUCCAAUGACUUCAAAAUAUUCAUCCAGUCUCCAGUGUCUGGGAAGUUCAGCACUUUCCAUUAAUACGCCAAAUAGGAAUAUGGGAAGAACCUCAUGGGUCCAGAAACAAGAUUAUCAGGGUACCAGGAAAACGGGAGAUCCAAAGCACUAUACCGAUGGGGAAGAGCAAACUGGGAAGAAAAGCUCCUUGCAAGAGGUUCACCUUGGUCGAGACACGUCAAGUGCGUCCCGAGGGCAAGAAUCUUCUGAAAAGCAUCUGCUUGAUGCAAACUCCAUUGCUUCAGAUUCUUUGCCGGUCCCCCCUCAUCAUCAGGCACUUGAUAGAAGAUGUGGGAAAGAUCCAAUCUUAGUCCCACUAACAGAAUAUGUUUCCCUUCAGAACCAAAGCAGUUCAAACAGCGGGUUUGAAGCCUGUCGCCAAUCGCUAAAACAGGCACAUGUACCACAGCAAAAUUUGUCCCUGCGCUGCAAGUGCAAAAUAUUGAGCAUACAGAGACAGAUCCUGAUGUGAGCUCUGCAAAGAGAUUCAAAAGAUCAGAUGCUGGUCAUGUUACUCAGCAGAUAGCCA